CGAAAAUGAUAUUAUAUAGAUUACUCGUAUAAGCAGCGUACUUUUAAAAUCUUUCUAAUAAACAUGACGUCAUGGUUAUCGCCAUCUUUAUCUUGUGUCAUGUACUGUUGUCGUCGUAAAGUGUACUCGUCAUCGGACUAAAGUUGGACGUAUCUGUCAUUAUUUAUUCAUAAAUUUUAUUUCUUUCUUCGAGUUUUUACAUUUAUUCCAGAAAAUAUGGACGGCAGUAGUAAUUCCAGAGAUGUGGAAGCGGGUGGUCAAAGAAACUCACAGCAGGGAGGUUCCACGAAAAAGUUGCAACAGACCCAAGCAACCGUGGACGAAGUUGUGGGCAUCAUGAAGGUAAACGUGGAGAAGGUAUUGGAGAGAGAUCAGAAAUUGUCAGAGUUGGAGAAUCGUGCAGAUGCUUUGAAACAAGGAGCCACGCAAUUUGAACAGCAGGCAGGCAAAUUGAAAAGAAAGUAUUGGUGGAAGAAUCUUAAAAUGAUGAUCAUCAUUGGCAUCAUCUGUGUCAUCAUCUUGAUUAUCAUCAUUGCUUCAGUCGUACCAGGAUCGUCGGAUAAUGACACUCCUAACUAAAAGCAUUGAACCAAAAGUGGUAUAAUAUUCAGGGGUUGUUAAUUUAUGUCCUAAAAAGUUAACUAUGGUAAAGUAAGUGCUGGGCAUACAAAGUUAAACAUAAUGUGGUUAAUUAUUAAUGAUCUGCGAUACAUAUUUAAAAGAAUUGUCUAUGAAACGCACAAAAAAUGAAACUAUAUUUUUGAGACUUAAACUUAUUCGAAAACGCACAAAUAUUAGACAAAUUGCAGUAUUAAUACGGGUGGCCUUUUGUAAACCAUAAAUGGACAAUACAUUUCAUAAUGUUAUCUUGUUGGAAUACUUAUUGUACAUUUAUUAAUGAUAUACAUAAUAUAUAAUAUAA
Molecule: messenger RNA, 922 nt
Organism: Megachile rotundata (alfalfa leafcutting bee)
Lineage: Eukaryota; Metazoa; Arthropoda; Insecta; Hymenoptera; Megachilidae
Gene: Syb
Product: Vesicle-associated membrane protein synaptobrevin
Biological process (GO): vesicle-mediated transport
Cellular component (GO): membrane
Source: RefSeq, a predicted model, not a curated record